This is a messenger RNA of Spodoptera exigua (beet armyworm), 2559 nucleotides long. Lineage: Eukaryota; Metazoa; Arthropoda; Insecta; Lepidoptera; Noctuidae. The record is from the annotation of a GenBank genome assembly.
AUGUACAUAAAUAACGAAGAGCAAGAAGUGCUGUUGGUCGAAAACGAAGACAAUGAUAUCACGAGACCUUUAAGAGAAUUUGAAGAUGAGCGCACCACGAUUGAAGUAAACCCAGCGCUUGUCCCAGAAUUCACCAGAGCCGAGAAGCAAAGGCUGCCUUUCAUAAGCCAUAAACGACAACGUUUUAAUGAUACUAAGAGGGUGGAAUUGUUUGUGAAUAAUGGUUGGGAUAGGGCUUGGGACAAUGCUUGGUGGGCGGCUAAUUGCUACACUUGCUACGCUGAAGACGAAAUAUUAGACGAUAACAAAAAUCCAAAGCAGAAUUUGUGUCACAAAGCGUUCCAAACAAAUGAUGGAAGGUAUGCAGCGACACAGAGUUUCUUUAAAAGUGGUUGUUACUACAGCUGGGAGUACCGGAAGAGAGGAUAUUGGAAGUAUAGACGAUACUAUUGGCAAGGUGAGGAUGAAGCAAGUCCAGGAACCCAUGGUUCCACAUUACACCGACUGGGUGCUUAUACAAAAGGUUGUGUAAAGAGAUUUUCAGAUGUUGUCAAACGAGCAAACGGAUUACCUGAUGGUAAGCAAUCAGCGUCGCCCAUGGACACCCGCAACGUCGCGUCGGAGGAGUUACGACAGGGGGUAACUGGCAAAGUCAAUAAAGAUAAAGAUAAAGAUAAAGAUAAAGAUAAAGAUAAAGAUAAAGAUAAAGAUAAAGAUAAAGAUAAAGAUAAAGAUAAAGAUAAAGAUAAAGAUAAAGAUAAAGAUAAAGAUAAAGAUAAAGAUAAAGAUAAAGAUAAAGAUAAAGAUAAAGAUAAAGAUAAAGAUAAAGAUAAAGAUAAAGAUAAAGAUAAAGAUAAAGAUAAAGAUAAAGAUAAAGAUAAAGAUAAAGAUAAAGAUAAAGAUAAAGAUAAAGAUAAAGAUAAAGAUAAAGAUAAAGAUAAAGAUAAAGAUAAAGAUAAAGAUAAAGAUAAAGAUAAAGAUAAAGAUAAAGAUAAAGAUAAAGAUAAAGAUAAAGAUAAAGAUAAAGAUAAAGAUAAAGAUAAAGAUAAAGAUAAAGAUAAAGAUAAAGAUAAAGAUAAAGAUAAAGAUAAAGAUAAAGAUAAAGAUAAAGAUAAAGAUAAAGAUAAAGAUAAAGAUAAAGAUAAAGAUAAAGAUAAAGAUAAAGAUAAAGAUAAAGAUAAAGAUAAAGAUAAAGAUAAAGAUAAAGAUAAAGAUAAAGAUAAAGAUAAAGAUAAAGAUAAAGAUAAAGAUAAAGAUAAAGAUAAAGAUAAAGAUAAAGAUAAAGAUAAAGAUAAAGAUAAAGAUAAAGAUAAAGAUAAAGAUAAAGAUAAAGAUAAAGAUAAAGAUAAAGAUAAAGAUAAAGAUAAAGAUAAAGAUAAAGAUAAAGAUAAAGAUAAAGAUAAAGAUAAAGAUAAAGAUAAAGAUAAAGAUAAAGAUAAAGAUAAAGAUAAAGAUAAAGAUAAAGAUAAAGAUAAAGAUAAAGAUAAAGAUAAAGAUAAAGAUAAAGAUAAAGAUAAAGAUAAAGAUAAAGAUAAAGAUAAAGAUAGGCGGUCACUUAUUCCUAGUUUACUACGAAACCAUAAAAAAAGCAGACCACCACAGACGGGGCCCUAUGGGGCUGAUGUUCAGCCGGGGUUGAGGGGCAAGCGCAAUGAGGCAUCGCGACCUGCCUUGGCCCAGAGCAGGAGAUGGAAAAGGGGGUUUUUAAUCAGAUUUGGAUUUGCUGGUUUCCUAGCGACUUUUUUUAUGUGGUAUGUCGGCAAACGCGCAGGCGUAUUACCUAAUGGUAAGCCAUUAGCGCCACCAAUGGACAACCGCAACAGAAGUAACGAUAUUACUUUACAAAAUACACAUUGUUCUCCAUCCACGCCGUAUGGCCUCCAACCUGUGUUUUUACCCGAGGACAUGGAUGACGAGACAUACGCCGCUCUUAUUUUCCAAAGGCCGGACUUGGAGCCUUACCUAAGUGCUCAGAGAAAGGCACAACUUCGCAGACGGAUGACGAUGGGAAACAGUGACUAUGAAAAUGACGAAGAGGACCAAGUGCUGUUGGUUGAAAACGAUGACGAUGAUAUCACGACACCUUUAAGCGACUUCGAAGACGGACGCAAGACAGAACUAGUAAAUCCGGCACUUGUGCCAGAAUCCAAUUAUUAUAGAGCAAGCAAUCGAGGAAGGUCUUUGAUUGGUGGCCAUAUAAGAGGAUGUUCAAAGAGAUAUGCGGAUGUCGGAGAGGUGUUUACUGUGCGUGGUUGCCGAGGUUGGUGGCCACAUAAGAUUGGUUACUUGAUGGAGAGUAGACUGAUAAGACUGGAAGUACCGAUCGUGAGACUAGAAAAUGAGACUUGUCGUAUAGCUCAUCACGCCACCUUGACUCCAUUCCAUAGAGGAAUUUCACUGUUUGCGCGCUUCCGCGCCUGCGUGUGCUUUGGCAGAUAUCCUGAAUAUUACUGGAGUGGUGCCAGUUUCCUAACCACGGUUUCGGUCGCGUCCAAGAACUCGCCUCAAGCCAAAGCUAAAAAAUCGGGCAACGGCGAAUUGUCCCGAGACUCGUGCUAG